CAGAGAACAGAUUUAACAUGCUGGUCUAAGGAGUCUCAUUCUGUAGAAAAAACAUAAAAAACAUUAUUUAGUAGGAGUAGAUACAAAUCUAUUAUUCAUGUACAUUAACAUUAAUUGAUGGCUAUAACUUCCAAUGCACUUAGCCCGUGGUUCAUAAACAUACUGACAUGGCAGUGAAUUGGACAGAGAAAACUAUCAGUGGUUUAAACAGAGACGCUUCACUUAUAAUUUUGAUAUACUACAUGAUCAUAUCGGGUGUCAUCAUUUUGAGCAACGCAUUAGUAUUUGUUGCAUUUAUUAAAAACAAAACAUUAAGGACAUUGACAAAUUAUUAUGUCAUCAACUUGGCUAUAUGUGACAUGACAGUCGGACUUUAUCAUAUCUAUUGUACAUAUAUGCAAUACUGGAUGAGUUAUGCGGAUCAUAAAAUCAGUUAUGACUGCAUUGCCUGCUGUGUUGCAGUUUUUCUAUCCGCGGGCACAUCUCUGUAUACUUUACUCAUUAUCACAGUUGAAAGAUACAUGAAAAUUCUACAUCCUUUGAACUAUAAUUUAUUCUGGAACAAAAAAACUGCUAUCAUAUCCUUGACGAUAAUUUGGAUAUCAAUGUCGAUCGCUAGCUCGUCGCUAAUUAUUUCAAACAGGUGGCAUUCUGGAAUACAUUGCAUGGUGUUUGAUGUUGCCACGAGACCUGUGUUCUAUGGGGUAUGUCUACCACUUAUUUUCAUGGCAAUAACAGUGAUUCUCGCACUUUACAGUAGGAUUUUCUGGAUUGCAAGACAGCAGAAAAAGGCGAUUGAAAGCACAAUGAUUCAAGAAUCACACCAUACAAGGAAAGAACAUAAGACAGCAAUCAUGAUGUUUUUACUGGUGGGUUGGUUGAUAAUCGCAUGGAUGCCAUUCACUGUUAUAUCAACAUAUAGGAUCAUUCAGGAAGACAUAACGCAAGAUUUUAAAUCUUUCCAAACUGGAGGUGUGUUUCUUCUAGAGAACAUUUGCCAUGGUUUCAUAUAUACUAAUAGCUUCAUAAAUGUAUUCAUAUAUGAUUGGAAGUGUCCUGAGUGGAGAAAGUCAUUUCGAGCUAUCUUUCGUUCUCUGUUAUGCUGGAAGAAUAACAGCAUAGUACCACAACAGGGUAAUAUUGUUCCAACAAAGACUUCAAAAUAUUAACUUCAAUGUUUUAAAAAUGCAUCAUGAGUAAUCAAUUGCUUUAUUAAAUUGGGACAAUAACAAUAGAAUGGUUUCUCUCAGUAAAUUAAGUGUAACUUCCAGUAACUCUCCAGAUCUACUAGCGUUAUCUUUAUUCUUCAUAAUUUUGGAAGUUAACAAUCCCAAAUCACAUUCAUUCACAGGAAAUGGCUUGUAUUAUGGAUGGUGUUACAGGGACAUUGACUUAUCAUAGCAUGUUAUUUAGAGUAGUAUGUUCAAAAAUAGAUUUUUCAGAAAAUUGACCUUCAGUACAGAUAAAACCUUAAUUGUUUUCGUUUGUUAGUGAAACUAGUCUAAAUAUAUAUUCAACUGUAAUAAAAGAUAAAGGCCUCCUCACGAAUGAAGGAAUCCACUAAACGCACUCUUGCGAAUUGGAUAAAUUGUCAAUUUUGGUGAACCAAAAUGCAUUGUUUGGCAUGCUUCUGAAGCCGUCAGAAACUUUCCGAAAGGGUUCUUCGCCAAAUGAACAUCCCAAUGUUCGUAUAAUAAUAGGACAAAUUAGUACUCAAGUCCUAUUCACCAAUACACAGAAGUUGAUGUCAGGGGGUUUCAUUCAUAUGUGAGGAAGCCUAAGACAGAUCUGAAUGAUGAGAAUUUUUUCAAAUUUUGAAAAGAAAACCGCUCAAUUUUCUAGUUGUACACAUCUUCUAAAAAAAUGAACACUCAAUUAGUAAUAUGGGUACACUAAAGCACUUUCUAUUAAAACAUGAAAGACUUAGACUGUGUUUGAAAUGAAUUAUGUUCAUCCAAAAAGGCACAUGGUCAUCAAAAUGGUAUAAAGUGCAGUCUGAAUUAAUAUUGCACCAAUUAAAACUAAUUCUGUAUUGUAUGUCAUACGUUUUAUUCAUUUCUACUAGAAUAUCCACAAUAUCAGCAGGAAGCAUGUUUUUCGAAAUUGAUAUUUGUUUGAAAAUUAGUUAUUAUGAAUUGUCAUACAAAGGUCUUUUAUUUAUCAAUUCUACAAGUCACUCUAUACAAAUUUCUGAGUGGAGAAAUUUAUUUCUUGUUUUUUUUGUAAUUAUAAAUGCAGCAUUUUUGGAUUUAGAGAUUUUUUGAUGUACAUCAUAGAGGUGUGGGGUGAUCCCUGGUAUGAUAACUAAAUCAUUCAUCUGAAAUGUUUGUGUAAAUGCUUAGUUUUUCUUCAAACUGAAAAUAUUUGUCUAUGAAUUGGCAGAAUGUGAAUCUACAUAUGUACUUCUGUACAUAUGCUGCAUUCAUUUACGAUGUGAGCAAAUACUUUGCAACCAGGCCUGCCAAUAAAGCUAACACAGAGUGAACUACCAGUGAGCCUGCAUCUCCAACAUGCCAUGGAUUCACAUGGUCCCAAACUGCAUAUAGCCGUAUUGGCGCUCCAGUACCAUUUUCUAUCUUUAUUGGCAUAGCGUAUAUCUCACUUCCAGUUGCUGGGAUUCUUUCAACAUUUGCAGCAUUUUCAACACACCAUUUCCCAGCAUCACAUAACACUUGAUGAGCUGGGAAAUCAGUUGUUUGUCCAAUAUCACAACUGACAGCAUCGGACACAAAUCCUUUAACAUUUCUGUUAUCAAUUGCCCAUUUGACAGCAGGUGCUCCAAAUCCAGGGUUAUGCAGCUCUGUAAAGUUAUGUCCCCCAAUAAAUGCACUGUAAUUUCCCCAAUAAUUUCCCCAGCCAGAGUUCAUCACAAGGACAGCGCCAUGUGGGAUUGGUUGAUUAUGUUGUGUCUCCCAGGCUUGCAGGUCUUCCACAGUUAUAGCAUAAUCCCGGUUAUCAACAGUCUUGUUCCUGAUGUCAAUAACAACAGCGGCCCCAUGUAGAUCAGCAAAAGGAAUUUCAUGCAGUUUCCUCCCAUUUUUCACAAAGUGAUAUGGAGAGUCAAUGUGUGUCCCAGUGUGUUCA
Molecule: messenger RNA, 3084 nt
Organism: Owenia fusiformis
Lineage: Eukaryota; Metazoa; Annelida; Polychaeta; Sabellida; Oweniidae
Source: the annotation of a GenBank genome assembly